UCUUCCUCACCAUCGACCAUCUCCAAAAACCCCUCUUUACAUCGUUUUUUUUUAAGCUCUUAAAAUUAUUUUUUAUUCCUGUUCGCCGGAAUUUUCGCCGGUGAUGUAAUUUUCCCGCCCUUUUUUGGAGGUAAAAAAGUUUUUUUUUUCUCAGAAGCUCGAGAAGAGUGAAAACCCCAGAAAUGACCUUGCGAUUCGUAUGGCUCCGGCUGUUUUGGGUACCUUAAACGAACCGUCGUACCAGGAACAAUGCGGCGCCGUUUUUAUGAGGAAAUUUACAAACCAAUCCGUCACCGAAAACACCAAUAACCUUCCUCUCGUCAACCCUAACCCUAACCCUAAUUUCGACAGGAGCAAUUCGAGCAAACAGUUUGAUGAUUCGUCGGAAUUUGGGAGCUACGCUACUUUUAACAUCGCUGGGUACACCUCAAAUCAGCUCAGGGAGCUGAAGAAGCGUUUCACCUCUGAGCUCGAGCAGAUUCGGAUCCUGAGAGAACGGAUCGAGUCAGGGACGUUCGAGACUCAGCAAGCUUAUACUAUCCCGGAGGUACCCGCCGUUCGAUCAGCUCCGUUGAAUAGUUUCGCCGGUGAAAAGAAUGACCUUGGACCGAAGAAGAAGAAGCAGAAGAAAAAUGUGUCAGGUCUCAAGCGAGGCAAUCAAUUUGCUACUUCGGAUCCGGAGUCGGAGAAAUUAUUGGCUGGUAUGUUGAAUACUUGUGGUCAAAUCUUGGUGAAGCUGAUGAAGCAUAAAUGGGCGUGGGUGUUCAACACUCCUGUUGAUGUGGUUGGUUUAGGGCUUCAUGAUUAUCAUCAGGUUGUGAAGAAACCUAUGGAUCUGGGUACGGUUAAGUUGAAUCUUGAUAAAGGGUUUUACGUUUCGCCGAUUGAUUUUGCUACUGAUGUCAGAUUGACAUUCAACAAUGCAAUGACGUAUAAUCCAAAGGGUCAAGAUGUGUAUUUUAUGGCUGAUAAGCUUUUGGAUCAUUUCGAUGGAAUGUUCAAUCCUGCUUUUAAGAAGUUUGAGGCUCAGCAGCUUAAACUCACUGGUUCUUCAUCUCGUCUUGAACCUGAGGUCAAGCAAAGACAUUGGAAUCAGAAUUCGCCAAUGGUGGCAAAUCCUAGGAAAGGAACCGAACAAAUAUCUAUCGCGAAGAAGCUUGAUUCAGUGAAGCCGCCACUACCUGCAUUGCCUCCUCAAUUAGUCGAGCCGUCGCGUGUUCAAUCUCCUUCUCCACCACCUCCUCCUCCUCCUCCGGUGGUUGAGCCUCAACUUCCGCAGCUGGUUAUUGAAGUAGAAGCACCUCCUGAUGUGAGUGACGUGACAAAAGGAAGGAAGGGGAAGUUGCCGAAGCCUAAGGCUAAGGAUCCAAAUAAGAGGUUGAUGACAAUGGAGGAGAAGUCAAAGCUUGGUAUGAAUCUACAAGACUUACCUCCUGAGAAGCUUGGACAGUUGGUUCAGAUUCUCAGGAAGAGAAACGGUCAUUUAGCUCAAGAUGGUGACGAAAUUGAGCUAGAUAUAGAAGCUGUCGACAACGAGACUCUAUGGGAGCUUGAUCGUUUUGUGACGAAUUACAAGAAGAUGGCUAGCAAAAUCAAGCGGCAAGGGUUUAUCAGGAACGUGUCAACUCCACCUAGGAACAUGACUUCGGUAGCAGAAAUGGGUAGUGCGGAGAAGAGAACAAGGAGAGGAGAUGCAGGGGAAGAGGAUGUAGACAUUGGAGAAGACAUACCAAUCGAAGAUUACCCAUCUGUAGAGAUCGAAAGAGAUGGUACUGCAGUUGCAGGUAGUGGGUCUAGUUCUUCAGGCAGUUCCAGUUCUAGUGGUGGUAGUUCCUCGUCUAGUGAUUCAGGGUCAGGUGGGAGUUCAUCAGGUAGUGAUUCUGAUGCAGAUAGUGUUCAAUCGCCAUUUGUGGAAGCAAAAGAAGCUCAAUGAUAGAAUCAUUUGGUGAUUUAGCCGUUGAUUCUGUCCUGAAGCACUAGGAACUGAAGGAAAAUGAUUUGUUCUUUCUUUAGAUGAAAAACUUAGGAAGCAGUUGUAGUUAGAGAGGAAAAUGUACUGGGUAGAUAGAGAGAGAAGAAUAGUUCGUUAUUUAAUACCUUUUAGAUUUAGGACUGUUUAGUGUAUUUGUGAGAUGCUGAACAGAGGGUGAGAGUGAGUGCGCAAUGUAAGAAGAAGAAGAAGAAGAAGAAAAAGAAAAGAGUCUUUUUCGGUUCUAUUGACUAUUUUUUUUCCUUUGUGGUUAGUGUUAAAAAGUCUGGUUGUGGUAGGAAAAAUGGUGAUAGAAGAGAAGACAGAAAUCAAUGCAAUGUAGUAGUUGAGAGAUGUAAAUGGUUGCCAUAUUAAAAAAAAAAAGAUCUUAUUUGUUAAGAAAA
Molecule: messenger RNA, 2373 nt
Organism: Arabidopsis lyrata subsp. lyrata
Lineage: Eukaryota; Viridiplantae; Streptophyta; Magnoliopsida; Brassicales; Brassicaceae
Product: transcription factor GTE7
Exons: 3
Coding region: 200-1933 (577 amino acids)
Molecular function (GO): protein binding
Source: RefSeq, a predicted model, not a curated record